AUGGCCAGCGGCGCGGACAAGCUUCACAAGGGUGAUGACCACACCGACAACUUCACCAUGAUGCAGUACUUUGAGUGGUACUGCCCCGCUGGCGGAGUGCAUUGGAAGCGCUAUGCCGAUGAUGUCGAGCACCUCAGGGACGUGGGCAUCACCGCAUGCUGGCUUCCUCCACCGACCAAGGGUUCCAACCCUGAGGGUACGGGCUACGACAUCUACGACCUCUGGGACCUCGGCGAGUUCGACCAGAAGGGGGCCAAGGGCACCAAAUGGGGCACCAAAGAGGAGAUGCUUGCGGGAGUCAAGAAGGCCCGCGAGGCCGGCAUCAUCACGUAUAUCGACGCGGUACUCAAUCAUAAGGCUGGCGCAGACAAGACAGAGGAGUUCAUGGCUACCAUGGUCGACCAGAACAACCGUAACAAGACCGUCGGCGAGAUGCACAACAUCCAAGGUUGGACCAAGUUCACCUUCCCCGGCCGGGGCGACGAGUACUCGAAGCUCAAGUGGAACUUCAACCACUUCACGGGAGUCGACUACGACGACAAGACCAAGACCAAGGCGAUUUACAAGAUCCAAGGCGAAGGCAAGAGCUGGGCGAGAGACGUCGACGACGAGCACGGCUCGUACGACUAUCUCAUGUUCGCGGACAUUGAUCACCAUCACCCCGAGGUCCAGGAGGACCUGAAUAACUGGGGUGAUUGGGUGCUCAAGGAGACUGGGGCGUUUGGCUUCCGCUUCGACGCUGUCAAGCACAUCUCCCGCGACUUCAUCGGCCAGUUCGUCAAGCACAUUCGUCGCGAGGGCGGCGGCCACCCCUCAGCGUUUUGCGUUGGCGAGUUCUGGAAGGACUCCGCCGAGGCCCUUGGCGAGUACCUUGACGGCCUCGGCACGCAGUUCUCCGUCUUCGACACUCCUCUCCAGGGCAACUUCAAGGAGGCAGGCGACGGCAAGGAGCACUAUGACUUGCGCAAGAUCUUUGACGGCUCGCUCGUCCAGGCGCGCCCCGUUGACGCUGUCACCCUCGUCGACAACCACGACACCCAGGUUGGUCAGGCACUCCAGAACUGGGUUCCUGCCUGGUUCAAGCCUCUUGCAUACUCGCUCAUCCUCCUCCGACCCGAUGGCUACCCCUGUGUCUUCUUCGGCGACAUGUAUGGCUGCGAGGGCGAGAACCCCCAGCCUGCCGUUGCGCAGCUCGGUGACAUCAUCCGCGCCCGCAAGCUGUUCGCUUACGGCGAUCUCGUCGACCACUGGGACCACCCCAACUGCGUCGCGUGGCUCCGCAAGGGCGACGACCAUCACGACGGCUGUGUGACUGUCAUCUGCAAUGGCACGGACGAGGGUGCGAAGCGCGUUGAGGUCGGCAAGGAGCACGCGGGCGAGAAGUGGACUGACCUGCUCGGCUGGCACAGUGCUGAGGUGACGAUUGGUGAUGACGGCUGGGCCGAGUUCUUCUCGCCCACCCAGAGCAUCUCGAUCUGGACCAAGUCGGACGCGCGCGGCCGCAACGAGUUCAAGAAGGAUUAG
Messenger RNA from Cutaneotrichosporon cavernicola, 1524 nucleotides. RefSeq lists its product as uncharacterized. The transcript is spliced from 13 exons. Bases 1 to 1524 code for a protein of 507 amino acids. The record is from RefSeq and is a predicted model, not a curated record. Gene Ontology annotation, biological process: carbohydrate metabolic process. NCBI's taxonomy places the organism in Eukaryota, Fungi, Basidiomycota, Tremellomycetes, Trichosporonales, Trichosporonaceae. Gene Ontology annotation, molecular function: hydrolase activity, hydrolyzing O-glycosyl compounds; calcium ion binding.